Molecule: messenger RNA, 2376 nt
Organism: Schistosoma margrebowiei
Lineage: Eukaryota; Metazoa; Platyhelminthes; Trematoda; Strigeidida; Schistosomatidae
Source: the annotation of a GenBank genome assembly
AUGUGUGACAAACCUUUCUUUUAUAACCCCGAUAUCGAUACGAAAAUUGCCGGUUUAUAUGAUCUACAACAUACAAUUGGACGAGGACAUUAUGCUGUUGUGAAACAAGCACGCCAUGUAUUUACUGGUGAGAAAGUUGCAGUGAAAGUAAUCGACAAGACCAAACUGGACAAUGUUUCACGAGAUCAUUUGUUUCAGGAAGUUGUAUGCAUGAAACUUGUUCAGCAUCCAAAUGUGGUUAGAUUAUAUGAAGUUAUUGACACGCCAACCAAAUUGUAUCUUGUUCUUGAGUUAGGUGACGGAGGAGACCUAUAUGAUUACAUAACAAGUCAUGGCGAUGGUCUAAGUGAAAAAGUUGCAAAACGGUAUUUUCGCCAAAUAGUAACUGCCAUUGCUUAUUGCCACAAGUUAAGAGUGGUUCACCGAGAUCUAAAACCAGAGAAUGUAGUUUUUUUCGAGAAACUGGGUUUGGUUAAGUUAACAGAUUUUGGAUUCAGUAAUAAAUUUAUUCCUGGCACUAAUUUAGACACAGCUUGCGGCUCGUUGGCUUACUCAGCUCCGGAGAUAUUGCUGGGUGACUCAUAUGAUGCUCCAAAAGUGGAUAUUUGGUCUUUAGGUGUGAUAUUAUAUAUGCUUGUCAGCGGAAAUUUCCCUUUUCAAGAAACAAAUGAUAGUGAAACGUUAACGAAGAUCAUGGAUUGUGAUUAUUCCAUGCCUUCACAUUUAUCACCAGACUGUAAGCGGCUUAUUUCUCGUUUACUAAUACGUGAUCCACAAAAGCGUGCUCAUCUUGAUGAUAUCCUUCCCAGUCGCUCAGACUCAGAUACCUCAUUUCUAGAACAUCAUGACACUAGUCAUUUACCCCCUAACUUGGACCACUCUUUUUCUCCAGAAGAGCCUUCAGAUGAAUCUUUCACGCAAAAUGAGACAAAGUGUUCAGGUACAAUUACCGAAAUAAGUGAUAUGAUUAGGAAUAACCAUCGCAGUAUUUUGCCGUCAAUCUCUGGAAUGAAUAAAAGAGGUUCUACUAGAUCUCCGCAUCGUACUCUUAGCAAUUCUCGUAAAACUGCUAGUUGGUGUAGUUCCGCACCUAUAUUGUGCGAAACAUCUGAACAGCCCCAUUUGACUUUUGUGCCAUCGAAUAAUAUUGGGCUGACCACUUUAUCACUUGAAGGUAACUCUCAGUUGGGUGGUUCGAAUACGGUUCGAGAACAUUGCACUCCAAUACGUGAAGAAGAUGACGAAGUAGUACGUUCUGGAGAAUCUACUUUUAAGACACCUAAUCUGUUAUUUGGCUUGAAUCACCGAAGGAAGUCUGAAUCGUCAAGUAUGCAUACAAGUUCAACUCUUUUCACGACAUCCAAUAUUACCCGUGAUGGAUUCGCAACUUUGGCUGAAUCGGAGUCAACUUCAACCAUUAGUCAGUUACCCAACACAAGUGCUCAGCGAAACGAUGCUUUACAAAAUGGUGGCAGUUCACAAUGUACUACACUUAGCUCUCUCGCAACAAGUUUGCGAGAUUCACGCUACAUGAUCGACAUUAUACGAGGAACAUUUGAAUUACAAUGUCAGUAUAACCGUAGAUUUACUAAUUCCAUUGCUGGAGUUAGCAGUUGUGAAUAUAAUUCUAGCCGACCUAGCACCUCAACGUCUGUUCGUAGCCUCACUGCUAUAUCAGAAGGUUUCCGUAUCGAAAAUCAACGAAAAGAAGAUUCUCCUUUACAAGAUUCACAAAGACUCCCCCUUCAUCAUCGUGAUUUACUCCAUCCAUUGGAAUCCAUCUUAAAAGCUUCUACAAAAAGCAAUAUUUUACAGAAUUCCAAUAUGGUCAAAAAUUCUAUGAAUAGUUGUUUGAAUCGUGAUUUUCCUGUUACAGGUUCAUCUCAGAAAAGAAGGAUGAGUUUACCAGCUAGUAUAAGUGGCAUUACAAACACAGAUGUUGCUUGUUCAGUGAGUCCUGUUUUAGAAUCGAUUGAGAACAAUUUCCCUUCCUCUCUUUCUCUUGAUCAUAGUUCACCCGUAAGAUUUGACAAUUUUCUUACUCAUAACCAUAGGAAUGGGUCUUGUAAAUCUGUUAGUCAAUCUACAACUUCAUUUAAACGUCCUUCACAUUUAUCUUCAAAACGAGAGUCUUUUAAGAAGUCGAACAUCAGCUGUCUUCCUGAUCAUGGUUGUAGUAUAGUUGAAAACAUGAAUUCAGAAACCCAUAAUAAUAGUAAUAAUAACAAUAAUAAUAAUAUCAGUAAUUAUUCUGAGUUGUCAAGUGAAUCCGUUAACCACUGGACCCAUAAAUCAAAUACGCCAAAUCAUAAACAAGUAUCAUCGUUUAUACUAAGCAAACAUAGAGCUAGAUUAGCAUGUUGCUCAGUUUCGUGA